This is a messenger RNA of Cajanus cajan (pigeon pea), 2623 nucleotides long. RefSeq names its product Transducin/WD40 repeat-like superfamily protein. NCBI's taxonomy places the organism in Eukaryota, Viridiplantae, Streptophyta, Magnoliopsida, Fabales, Fabaceae. The record is from RefSeq and is a predicted model, not a curated record. Gene Ontology annotation, molecular function: protein binding; ribonucleoprotein complex binding. Gene Ontology annotation, cellular component: PeBoW complex; preribosome, large subunit precursor. Gene Ontology annotation, biological process: ribosome biogenesis; maturation of LSU-rRNA from tricistronic rRNA transcript (SSU-rRNA, 5.8S rRNA, LSU-rRNA).
UGUGUUGAUUGUUGGGCCUAACAAACGAGCGGAAAGUGCAAGAAAUUAAGUUGCGGCUGUGUGAGUGUAAAACCCUUUCUCUCUUUCUAACCAAAACCCUAACACCCUUCCCUACCUUGGAAAAUGAAGGGGAAGAAGAAGACCAUGACGCAAAACGACGACGAGGGAGCUCCCUCUCCAUCUGAGAAGCUACCUUCACCAGUAGUAUCCGAUUACGAUUCCGAAUCCGACUCUGAUUACGAGGACUCUUCUGCAGGUAACGACGAAUCUUCUGACUCGCUGGAUUCUCUAUCUGAAUCAGAUUUAGAUGAUGCUUCACCUGAGAAUGAUAGCGCUGGCAAUUCUGAACCUGCAGAAAAUGAAUUAUCUCAAGAUGAGGACAUUGUCAAUGACGAAGACAGUGAAAGUGAGAGUUCCGAUCUCCAUCAGGAAGGAGCUGAGAGUGACUCCUCUGAGGAUGAGGUGGCUCCUCGAAACACCAUUGGAGAUGUGCCUUUGAAGUGGUAUGAGGAUGAACCUCAUAUUGGAUACGACAUCAAGGGCAAGAAGAUUAAGAAAAAAGAAAAGCAAGACAAGUUGGAUUCAUUUCUAGCAAAUGUUGACGAUUCUAAGAAUUGGAGGAAGAUCUAUGAUGAGUAUAAUGAUGAGACAAUUGAGCUGACAAAAGAUGAAAUCAAACUUGUCCGAAGACUACUCAAGAAUCGGGCACCACAUCCUGACUUCGAUCCAUAUCAGGAUUAUGUUGACUGGUUUAAAUGGGAUGAUGCCAAGCAUCCAUUGUCUAAUGCACCUGAACCAAAAAGAAGGUUUAUUCCUUCAAAGUGGGAAGCUAAAAAGGUUGUGAAGUAUGUUAGAGCAAUUCGCAAUGGAUAUAACCCUUUUGACAAGCCAAAAGAGGAAGAUGGUCCAUAUCUCUUGUGGGGAGAUGAUUCUGGUUCAACAGAAAAAGCAAAUUAUUUGUCUUACAUUCCUGCCCCAAAGCAGAAAUUACCUGGCCAUGAUGAGUCAUAUAAUCCUCCUUUAGAGUACAUUCCAACCCAAGAAGAGAUCAAUGCUUAUCAAUUGAUGUUUGAGGAAGACCGCCCUAAGUUUAUUCCAAAAAGGUUUACAUCUAUGAGGAGCAUCCCUGCAUAUGAGAAUGCUAUGAAGGACUGCUUUGAACGUUGUUUGGAUUUGUACUUGUGCCCUCGAGUUCGGAAGAAACGUCUCAAUAUUGAUCCUGAAUCUUUAAAACCAAAGCUUCCAAGUCGAAAGGAGCUCAAGCCUUAUCCCAUAACAUGUUAUAUUGAGUAUAAAGGCCAUGAAGACGCUGUUACAUCAAUUUCAGUUGAAGCUUCUGGGCAAUGGAUGGCUUCAGGUUCAAGUGAUGGAACUGUCCGUAUCUGGGAGGUUGAAACUGGCCGAUGUCUUAAGCGAUGGGAAGUUGGUGAAGCUGUUAACUGUGUUGCCUGGAAUCCUCUGCCUGAUAUUCAUAUUCUGGCCGUUUGUGUGGGACAAGAUGUUCUUCUACUGAACACUUGUUUGGGGGAUGAAGAAGAGCAGAAAUGUAUUAAGGAGCUUCUCUGGGUUGACUCGACAAUAGCAUCAGAUGACUCUGGGAACAAAGCUCCUAGUGUAAGCUGGCUUAAAGACGAUAAACAUAUGGGUUUAAGAUUAAGGCACUUUAAGACUGUUACUGCUCUAGAAUGGCACCGGAAAGGCGAUUACUUUUCAACAGUGAUGCCAGCAGGUGAAUCAAGAUCAGUGCUGAUACACCAGUUAUCCAAGAAGCUUACACAAAAACUUCCAUUCAAAUUACAUGGACUUGCUGUUAGGUCAACCUUCCAUCCAUCCCGUUCCAUCUUCUUUGUUUGUACAAAACAGAGUGUUCGUGUGUAUGAUUUAUUGAAGACCAAGAUCAUAAAGAAGCUUGAUACUGGGCUUCGUGAAGCCUCAUCCAUUGCAGUUCAUCCUGGAGGCGAUAAUUUGAUUGUGGGUAGCAAGGAGGGGAAGAUGUGUUGGUUUGACAUGGACCUUUCAUCUAAACCGUAUAAAAUUCUUAAGUGUCACCCAAAAGAUAUCAACAAUGUCAUCUUUCAUCGCUCCUAUCCCUUAUUUGCUUCAUGUUCAGAUGACUGCACUGCAUAUGUUUUUCAUGGAAUGGUUUAUUCUGAUCUCAAUCAAAAUCCUCUUAUUGUGCCUUUGGAAAUUUUACGAGGUCAUACCAGUUCAAAUGGGAGAGGGAUACUGGACUGUAAGUUUCAUCCAAGACAGCCAUGGUUAUUUACGGCUGGUGCUGAUAAACUGAUUAAACUUUACUGUCAUUAAUACAAAUACGGAUAUUCUUGUAUACAUGCGAUAUGUGGAUAACAUCUAGGAGUGUUGCGUGCAACUUUAUCACCAAUUUUGUUCAUCAAUUCUUAAAUAGAAAGCACUGCUAGCUGAAAUGAAGGGCAACUGACGAGUUAAUUUCUUGCUCUGGUUUUCUUGACCGUCUUUGUUCACAUAUCACAUUUAUCUUUAUAAAAUCUUUAGCUGAAAUAUCAAUCCUGGAAUUCAUAUCCGCAAAACUUGGCUUGCGGUAGAAACAAAACUUCAAUUUUGAUGUAACGUGUAUCAAUGAGAAGCCCAUUAUUUUAAGACA